AGGUUAAAUAAGUAAAUGGACCUUGCCCUCAGCGAGCGCGGAGAACAUGCCAAAACUAUCGAGUGGAAGCGGCGACUACAACAUUUACGCGCCAACGCUUCGCGGGAAAACAUUGCUAGCGGAAACAUGUCUAAUUUGAAAGUUUUGCGCGGGAGUUUAACGCGGCAAAUUCUUAACUCGUUCGCUUGUGCCAAACAUGGGAAAAAAUCUAACAGAGCGAUUGUGUCAUACAGCCGUCUUUUGAGUAGAAGUUUAGCUACCCAAACAGCAACUGCAGUAGACAGUAAACAUUUGAACUCGCCAUGGGGUGAAAUUCAAGUCGGAAAGGAGACUUUAACGGAUUUUGUGUUCUCUGAUGUCGAAUCCUGGGCUGAUGCACCGGCUGUGACAUGCGGUGCAUCGGGGCGGUCCUACGACUAUGGCAUGACGCGAAUGAUGAUAGAGAGAUGUGCAUGUGCGCUCGCUGGGCCUCUGAAGCUGGCCCAUGGCGAGAGACUCGGCCUCAUCUUACCCAACAUUCCGGAAUUCGUCGUGUUGAUCCAUGGAGCGAUGAGGGCUGGACUCGUUGUAACGUUUGCGAACCCUCUGUAUACAGCAGAUGAGAUAAGACGUCAGUUUUCUGAUUGCAAUGUAAAGGCCAUCGCUACAAUCGAGAUGUUUAUGCCAGUCGCCCAGGAGGUCGGUAAGACCCUGAAAGAUUACAAAGGGACUAUUUGGGUUGGAGGCGACGAUGAUAAAUCAAAAGGAAUAUACGGCCUGAAAUCAUUGCUGAUGGCUGACCACGAGGCAGAUUUGCCAAAGGUGGAUUGCGACGAAGUCUGUCUAAUCCCAUACUCAAGUGGCACGACCGGCAUGCCUAAAGGUGUCAUGCUGACACACAAGAACCUUGUGUCUAACUUGAAACAAACUCAGUGCCCCAAGAUGAUGAAAUAUGGUGGAGAAAAAGGUAAAGGAGACGUGCUCCUGACUGUUCCACCGUUCUUCCAUAUUUAUGGCUUCAAUGGUAUCCUGAACUACAACUUAAAACUCGGCUACCACAUUGUUACAAUGCCCAGAUUCACUCCAGACGACUACAUCAAAUGUCUUGUGGAGUACCAGCCGACUACCUUGUUCGUCGUACCAUCUCUCUUGGCUUUCUUGGCGACACAUCCCUUGGUGAAGAAGGAACACUUGCAAUGGGUCGAGACCAUCAUGGUGGGCGCAGCACCUACCACCGACAGCAUGCUUGAGAAGUUCUUGCUGAAAUGUGAGAAGACCAAGGAUCAGAUUAAAUUGUUACAAGGUUACGGUAUGACUGAGAGCUCCCCUGUUACCCUGAUGACGCCAUACGAGUAUCCAUACAGCAAAGUGGGCUCUGUGGGUCAGCUGGUCCCAAGCACUCAAGCUCGAGUCGUGUCUAUCACCACAGGCGAGAUGCUAGGGCCUCAUAAAUCUGGAGAGCUGUGGCUGAGAGGACCGCAAGUUAUGAAAGGAUACUGGAACAACGAAGCGGCGACGAAGGAGACAGUGGACAGCGACGGCUGGCUACACACGGGCGACGUGGCCUACUACGACGACGAGUUCUAUUUCUACAUAGUGGACCGCACGAAAGAACUCAUUAAGGUUAAGGGCAAUCAGGUAUCACCAACAGAAAUCGAGAAUAUUAUCAUGGAGCGUCCUGAAGUAGCAGACGUAGCAGUAGUAGGCGUGCCAGACCCCUUGGCCGGGGAGGUACCCAGAGCGUUCGUCGUACUCAAGCCUAAACAAAAACUCACUGACAAAGAUGUGUGCGACUUAGUCGCGCAGAAACUCACGAGAUAUAAGCACCUUGACGGUGGCGUGGUAUUUUUAGACGCUAUCCCAAGGAAUGCAGCUGGCAAAAUAAUGAGGAAUGAACUCAAAGUUCUUGGUCACAAGAAACAACGUUAAACAAGUUGCCAUCUUAUAGUAUUAUGUACUAGUAUUUUGUAAAUUAGUUGGAUUAAGUGAGAUAAUUAUAUUUUGUAGAUGUAUAGGACUGAAUUAUGUAAUUUUAAUUAGACUUAUUUUAAGAUUUAUUCCAGACACCAUUGUACACAAUAUGUAAAUAGAUAUUUGUUUAAUAAAAUUAAAGAUUAUUUUUUAA
This is a messenger RNA of Trichoplusia ni (cabbage looper), 2104 nucleotides long. RefSeq names its product probable 4-coumarate--CoA ligase 1. The transcript has 9 exons. NCBI's taxonomy places the organism in Eukaryota, Metazoa, Arthropoda, Insecta, Lepidoptera, Noctuidae. Gene Ontology annotation, molecular function: long-chain fatty acid-CoA ligase activity. Bases 16 to 1908 code for a protein of 630 amino acids. Gene Ontology annotation, biological process: long-chain fatty acid metabolic process; fatty-acyl-CoA biosynthetic process. The record is from RefSeq and is a predicted model, not a curated record.